Didymodactylos carnosus is the source of this 804-nucleotide messenger RNA. NCBI's taxonomy places the organism in Eukaryota, Metazoa, Rotifera, Eurotatoria, Philodinida, Philodinidae. The record is from the annotation of a GenBank genome assembly.
AUGGCUUCUAGUGGCCCUCCAGCAACACGUAGACGUCGGAAGAAGGAACAAGCCAAAAUAAAAGCAAAAUAUGAUUCAUUAUUUCAUGAUGACAGUCUUCAGGCAAUAGAUACUAACGACAAUAAAGACCAACGGCAGUUUCGACUUUCAGGAUCAAUAUUUAGCCACGCACACAACAUCUAUGAUGAUCACAACAGCAGGGACAGAAGUGCUACAUAUACAAGCAAUAGAAAUUCUGAAGUGGGGAAUGUCCAUGUUAAAAAACCAUCCACACGAGUAACAACCACGAGAAGUCUUAGUAAUAUGGGAAGUCUGUUCAAUAAACAUUGUAUAUGGAAAAUGGAAACAUCUGAUCAGGAAGAACAUGAUGAUCGACCCUUUUCUGCUGAAGCUGCAAAAAAAAACAGAUUGCGAUAUAGUCAUGUCAGUGUUAGAAAAUUGCUAAGCAAAACAGCUCGUACUCGAGUGACUAGCGUUGUACCACCAAAACACGGUAGAGCCGGUACCACAGUUCCAUCAUCGAAUGAUAUGGCCGCUGAUAAUUUCCACUCUCCGUCGACUCUUUCGCUUAAUGUCAUCAAAUUAAAACGUAUAAAAUUUCCAGUUACAGGUAAUAGUGACUCAAACGGACGACGUACGGCGAUUAAUGUCAAGAGCCGACAACAAUACAAUAACACAGAUUUUUCAAGGAAUAAGAAAGAUAGGGCGCCCACUGCCACGGUCAUUAAACUACCAAGUGUUAAAUCAGUUGUUGCUGCUCCUGAUGUUCCUGUUCCCGAUUUACCAUUGUCAAUUUCCACAUAA